This is a messenger RNA of Nycticebus coucang (slow loris), 1498 nucleotides long. It is a transcript of the gene TAPBPL, whose product is annotated as TAP binding protein like. The transcript is spliced from 7 exons. Bases 71 to 1396 code for a protein of 441 amino acids. The record is from RefSeq and is a predicted model, not a curated record. Lineage: Eukaryota; Metazoa; Chordata; Mammalia; Primates; Lorisidae.
GCCUGGGCUUGCAAGCUGGGUGGGAUUGUGGAGAAGGGCAGUUCGGGAGGAGGGGCCAAGAGCAGCCCCCAUGGGCACAGAGGCGGAGUGGUGCCUGCUGCUCUGUUUGGCUCUGUCUACAGCAGCAGAAACUGAGCCCAGUGCAGCAGCAGGGCAGUGGCGGCCAGUAGACGUGGUCUUGGACUGCUUCCUGGUGGAUGAAAGUGGGCACCACGGCACUCUUGUGCGCAGUGAGGACAGGGUGAAGGCCUUGCUCGUGCUGCGGCAGGUGCCGGUGCUGGAUGACGGCUCCCUGGAAGACUUCACCGAUUUCCAAGGGGGCGCACUGGUCCGAGAUGACCCACCAACUGUUAUCUUCGAGGCCUCAGUAGACCUGAUCCAGAUUCCUGAGGCCAAGGCCCUGCUCCAUGCUGACUGCGGCGGGAAGGAGGUGACCUGUGAGAUCUCCCGCUACUUUCCCCAGGCCAGGGAGGCCAGUGCUGAGACAGCAGCUUCGUUCAUUGCCAACAUGCAGGUCUCUGAAGGGGGACCUAGUGUCUCUGUGGUGAUGAAGAUCCUCAGGGACACAGACAGCGGGGCUGCCUGGCACCCCACACUAAGCCUGCCCCUGACCCACCAAGGAACAGUGCAGACUGCUGUGGAGUUCCAGGUGACAACACGAACCCAAUCCCUGAAUUACAUGCUGGGGUCCUCAGUCUCCCUGGACUGUGGCUUCUCCAUGGCACCAGGCCUGGACCUCAUCAGUGUGGACUGGAGGCUGCAGCACAAGGGCAGUGGCCAGCUGAUAUACAGAUGGACCGCAGGGCAGGGGCAGGCUGAGCGAGAGGGUGCUACACUGGAGCCUGAGCAGCUACAAACAGCCGGGGAUGCCUCCCUCAUUCUAUCCAGCCUCAAGGUAAAGGACGAGGGGGCCUACAUUUGCCAGAUCACUACCUCUCUGUACCGAGCUCAGCAAAUCAUCCAACUCAACAUCCAAGCUUCCCCCAAAGUACGACUGAGCUUGGCAAACAAAGCUCUGCCACCCACCCUCAUCUGCAACAUUGCCGGCUACUACCCUCUGGACAUGGCAGUGACGUGGACCCGAGAGGAGCUGGGCAGAUCUCCGGUCCAAGUCUCUGGUGCCUCAUUCUCCAGCCUCAGGCAAAGCACAGCAGGCACCUACAGCAUCUCCUCCUCUCUGACGGCAGAGCCUGGCUUUGCAGGUGCCACCUACACCUGCCAGGUCACCCACGUCUCCCUGAAGGAGCCCCUUGGGGCCAGCACCUGGGUUGUCCCACCAGAGCAGAAAAUGGCCUUGGGAGUCAUCUUUGCUAGUGGCCUCUUCUUUCUUGCACUGUUGUUCCUGGGGCUUCAGAGACGGCAAGCACCUGCGAGAGUUGGGUUGCUUCAGGCAUGAAACCUGGAGACCACUUCCUCUGAGGAUACACAGAACUUCAGUGUCACGAAGCUGGCACACAUAAGCCAGCCCUGCCAACCUAAAGCGACAUCAUAAGACUAC